Molecule: messenger RNA, 1877 nt
Organism: Centropristis striata (black sea bass)
Lineage: Eukaryota; Metazoa; Chordata; Actinopteri; Perciformes; Serranidae
Gene: ctsba
Product: cathepsin Ba
Exons: 11
Coding region: 156-1148 (330 amino acids)
Biological process (GO): regulation of catalytic activity
Cellular component (GO): lysosome
Molecular function (GO): cysteine-type endopeptidase activity
Source: RefSeq, a predicted model, not a curated record
UGACACCGGCUCACGUGGUUCCAGAGAUAAAUAGAAGAGAGAGUUUCCCGACAAUACAGUGUGUUACUCGGCCAGAGAAGGACAGGUCGGCAGGGCUAUCUGGAGCUGAAGAUUUAAAGUUCACACCUACAGCUGAAGCACCAUCUACAGGCAGAAUGUGGCAUGCAGCCUUCCUGUUACUGGCUGCCAGCUGCUCAGUGAGCCUGGCCAGACCUGGCCUCAAACCACUGUCCAGUGAGAUGGUUAACUACAUCAAUAAGAUGAACACUACCUGGAAGGCUGGUCACAACUUCCAUAAUGUGGACUACAGCUAUGUCCAGAAACUGUGCGGUACGAUGCUGAAGGGACCUAAACUGCCCGUCAUGGUUCAGUAUGCUGGAGACCUGAAGCUGCCUGCCAACUUUGACUCUAGAGAGCAGUGGCCCGACUGUCCCACUCUGAAGGAGAUCAGAGACCAGGGCUCCUGUGGAUCUUGCUGGGCGUUUGGUGCUGCAGAGGCCAUCUCUGAUCGUGUAUGUAUCCACAGCAAUGCCAAGGUCAGUGUGGAGAUCUCCUCAGAGGAUCUGCUGACCUGCUGCGACGGCUGUGGCAUGGGAUGUAAUGGUGGCUACCCUUCAGCUGCCUGGGACUUCUGGACCAAUCAGGGGCUAGUCUCUGGAGGUCUCUAUGACUCCCACGUUGGUUGCCGGCCCUACACCAUCCCCCCCUGUGAGCACCAUGUGAAUGGCAGCAGACCUGCCUGCUCUGGGGAGGGUGGCGACACGCCUCAGUGUGUCCACAAGUGUGAAGAUGGAUACACUCCCAGCUACACAGUGGACAAGCACUAUGGUAAAACGUCUUACACCGUGCUGUCAGAAGUGGAGGAGAUCCAGACGGAGAUCUACAAGAACGGCCCAGUAGAGGGAGCCUUUACCGUCUAUGAAGACUUUGUGCUGUACAAGAGUGGUGUGUACCAGCAUGUGUCUGGCUCUGCUGUGGGCGGCCACGCCAUCAAGAUCCUGGGCUGGGGAGAGGAAGAUGGCGUUCCCUACUGGCUCUGCGCCAACUCCUGGAACACUGACUGGGGUGAUAAUGGGUUCUUUAAGUUCCUGCGUGGAUCAGAUCACUGUGGUAUUGAGUCUGAGAUUGUGGCUGGGAUACCUAAAUAAAUUCUGAGGUUUUGAGCUGCAGUGUCAUUACAUGUUCACUAGAGGGCGACACACAACUUUCCUGCUCUAGAACUCCUUUUAGUUAAAGCUCACUGAUCACCUUGCAAACAUGAUAAAAGGGUUUCCUUUGACAGCAGACAGAAAAACUCGAGAGCAACCUUCCCCUUACUCAGAUGGAAUAUGUGCUUGUGCACGAGUCACCAUUGUUGACUUGAAGGUGUUUUUGAGACUAAGCUGUAAGGUACAUUCACCUCUUAAAGCAAGGUCUAUCAAAGGUUGCACAGGAGGAAAAAUAAGACGUCUUGUGUGCAUUUAAUUUUUAUCUCGGAAAUUUAAAGCAAACUGUCACUAUGUAAAAUUUGUUUGCCUGUCACUUUUCUUUGCUGCACUGGUUGAAGGGGGGUGGGGGGUGUCUGAGAUAAAUGUUGCCCACAAUUGAAAGAAAGUACAAGACUCUGCCUAAUGCAGCAGAGAAGGUCAGUGAAAGUGUCAAAUAUCUAAUCACAGCUUUCAUAUUGGAGAUUAUUAUUUAAUAAUAUCUCUGUGCCUCAAAUACCACUCCAUAAUGUUAGGCUGCACUCAUUGUGAUUGGUGCCUGUAUGUGUUUUUAAAGAUUGCGUAUCAGAUGAGAAAUUGAUUAAGGUUUUUUAUAUGGUUGAUAACAUGUUUUUAUUGCCUGUAUCGAUCAAAAUAAUGACACUGGAAUUAAAUAAAAAUAUUUGGUUCGCA